This is a messenger RNA of Panonychus citri (citrus red mite), 1137 nucleotides long. Its product is annotated as regucalcin-like. The record is from RefSeq and is a predicted model, not a curated record. Gene Ontology annotation, molecular function: gluconolactonase activity; calcium ion binding. The coding region runs from base 1 to 975 and encodes 324 amino acids. The transcript is spliced from 3 exons. Gene Ontology annotation, biological process: L-ascorbic acid biosynthetic process. Lineage: Eukaryota; Metazoa; Arthropoda; Arachnida; Trombidiformes; Tetranychidae.
AUGUAUCAUUUUGAAUCCAUCAAAUUAACUUUCAUCAUGAUUCCUGAAUUACGACACAAAAUUGAACGGGCAUCAACUUACUCCGUCUUCUUUGGAAGUGGACCUCAUUAUGAUGAAAGAUCAGGUCGAUUAUAUCACAUUGAUCAAAUCGCUGGUGAUUGUUAUUAUAUGGAUACAAAGACGCCCGCUUUUGGUAAAUUUCACCUCGAACCUGGACUCAGUUUUAUAAUUCCAAUUAAAGGUCAAGAAAAUAAAUUUAUUGUCUCACAGCAGAAAAAACUUCUAACAAUUGAUUGGGCAACAAAGGAAGUUAAUUGUGUCCAAUUGAUUGAACCUUCAAAACCAACUCAUUUAAAUGACGGUAAAUGUGACCCUAAGGGUCGUCUCUGGUUCGGUACAAUGUGGUUUGGUACAUUAAAGUGGACACAAGCACCAGGACUUUUCGCCUUUGGCCUUAGUGCACUUUACAGUCUGGAUUCUGCUUCUCAUAUUUCACUUAAACGAGAUGGACUUUCCUUGAUCAAUGGAAUGGCCUGGUCAAAGGAUAAGACCAAAUAUUUCGUAAUUGAAUCAAUCGAACGACAAGUUUGGGCCUACGAUUAUGAUAAUCACACUGGAAAUAUAUCUAAUUGCAAAAUAGUUCUUGAUUACCACGAAUCACCUGGGAUCUUAAAUAGCGUUGAAGUACCUGACGGGAUGACCAUUGAUCUACAUGAUAAACUUUGGAUCGCUUCAUACAAGGGGAAGAAGGUGAUGAGAAUUGACCCGGAAACAGGGAAAAUUUUGGGAAUAAUUAAAACUCCAGCCAUUUCAACUACUUCACUCACUUGGGGUGGAUCCGAUUUUCGGACUCUCUAUGUUACUACUGCUAAAGAUGAAUUUGUCGCUGAAGCUGAAGCUGGUUCGAUAUUUAAGGUCACUUUUGAGCAAGAAAAUAUUCGUGGCUCAGCUAAUCGACCUUUCAAAUUUAAAUGAUCAUCAACUGAUUUAAAUUAGUCAACAAAUUAUCGGGAUAACCAUCAACUGGCCUUUUUCUUUCUUUUUUAAUUCUGCUCAAUUUUCGUAUGUACAUCCAAACAAAAUCAAAAGAAUUAUAAGAUUGAUGAGAUAUUAAAGUUUCCAUUCUCUGUCAUUUAA